GUCCAUCCCCAACCUCUUACUGGAAGUCCGUGUGUGAACCCACAACAACUACAACUAGGAAGCUGCUGCUGCUGCUGCUUAUAAAAAAGAUGUGUUCACACUGAGUCAGCCUCCAGGUGUGACAACACUGUCGAGUGGAAGCUUCAGAGGGACCAGGCACGAGGAAACAAUCUUUCAGAUUUAAACCAUUUACAUCGAGACAAUGUGCGACUUCCAUCUGUCACAAGCUUUAGACAGCCCAACUGAAGAAGAUGAUGUAGAAUGUGAAACCCGCCACCUCAGUUUGACGCACUGUGACAUGCCGGAUGGUCAGGAUAAGACCUUCAGACUUGAGGACGGACUGGACCUGGUGGUUUCCCACAACCCGAUGAGCUUGCAGUGUGUAGUUCACCUGAUGCUGGCGGUGAACAGGCUCAAGAAGUCCCUUCCUCACUGUGGCAAGAAGCUCAGCGAUGAUGAGCUCUGCUGCGCGAUCCUAGACAGCCUGGUGGAAGAUUCGAUAGUGAAGACGACUGAGAACUGCACCAUGGGAGAGAAAAGGAGUAAAUUCAAACGUAUCGGCAGCGUGAAUCUGUGCACGCUGUGUGACACUUCAAAGAAACAUGUCAUCUGCGUUUCAGAGGAAAUGAAACUGCAGGCGAUCACGCUGAAAGGAGGACACGGCGAUCGCAAAGUGAAUUUCAGAUUGUCCAAGUACAUCGACGGCGGCCGGUCGGAGAGUUUGCCUGUUGUUCUGUCCAUCACAGAGAACUUGCACAUUUCCUGCUCCAUGAAAGACGGCCGACCUGAGUUGAAUCUGGAGGAAUGCAGUGAGGUGAAUUUACAAACAAUCAGCAGAGACGACAACAUGGACCGUUUCCUCUUCUACAGGAGAGACGCGGGUCUCUCUCACAUCACCUUUGAGUCGGUGAGAUAUAGCGGUUGGUUCAUCAGCACCUGUGAGGGUGAAGAGCAGCCUGUGGAGAUGUGUGAAGCGAAGGCCAACAGACGUCUCACCAGCUUCAAAAUAAACUAAAAACGUUUUGUGUUCAGGUUGAAUGUCAACACAAUGUUGGUAACUUAAACUUUUAUAUUAUUUUAUGAUGACUUCUUUAAUUUUCGUCUAUCACUGCAUCAAUUUUUCCUCUGCUUUUAACUCUAAAGCUGUUGUAACAAGUGAAUUUCUCCAGUGAGGGAUCAAUUAUCAAUUUGUUGUACAUCACCACUAGAUGGAGACAUCGUCUGCAAUGUUUUGCUGUGGUAGAGAUAACUAAUAAUUCAGUGCAACUCACUAAACCUUAUUUCACUUAAUAUAAUUUCUACUCACUGCUAAAACAUAGUUCUUUGGCAGAGAAAGUCCUAACUGGAUAUUCCUCAAAACUACUGAUUAAAUUAUUUUCAUCUAUUCGUUAUUGUAAAUUCAAUUCAAUUCAUUUCUCUACUGUCUGUUUUUACAAGUGAGUUUUUGUGUGUUCUGUUUUGUUGCAAUGGAAAAUAAUCCUUUAAAAUGAAAUGAGUUUAAUAUGCUUGGUAAAACAUUGUUGGUGUUCCAGGUUUGUUUAAUGGCUGCGUCAUGAAGAGUGCAGUGCUGCUGCAGAUGACUGCAUUUAUAUAACCUUAAUAUAAGGCUUCAGAGAUUGUUAAUUUGACCUGCCUUAGAUGUUUCGGGGGAUAAAGAGGGCUGAAUGCAGCGCAGGCGUGUGCUUCAGUGAACUGUAGUUGUAGUGGAUGAUAAAUCAAAUCCAUUAAACCAACUCAAAAGGGCAUUUACUGCACAAUAAGGCAUAAGAUGAUAUGAAAAUUCCAGAUUACCCUGUCCAACAUAAUUGUGAUCCACAAUAUUAUUCCAAUAAUCACUUAAAACAGUUUCACUUGCACCAAAAAUCUACUGGAAUCACUUCAAUGUUUGUUUGUAAGGUGUUAGAAAGUACAAAAUUCAGAUAUGUCAGCUGACAUUUUUUGCAGUGAUCCCUUAAAUGUGGUUAUCAAACACUUGUGACAAAGACAUGUAAUGGAGGGAGGAUAUUUUACAGAUUUGCGAAAACCUAAAUGUUUUAGUUCAUCAGUUGAUAUUGAAAAUAUAGCCGCCAUUAUCGAUAUCUGUCACAGGCCAAUAGUGGUGGAUAAUACUGGCCAAUUUUUAAGCUGGUGGGACUUCUUUUAGUGAAAUCAAAUCAAUCAAAGGAUAAUUAAAAAGUAAUCAUAAAUCAUAAGAAUGAUAAGAGCUUAUAAAUGGUAAGUAAAUGGUGGUGACAUCAUCUCACUGCUGUUCUUUAUUUGGAGAAGUACUUGGACACUUAGGAUUCAACUUGUUCUCGUGGGGAUACAAUGUGUAAACCAUGCUUUCAGUCAUGGUGACAGGCUUUGACAAUAAUGAUCAAAUAAUUAAAUCAGGAAACUGUCUGACAGCUUCUUCAAGUCAUCCAUGUGCAGAUAUGAUUGAAUAUAACGAUUAUGAAAAUUCCCCACGAUAAACUUUUGUCCCAUCCCAACAACCAACUACUUUUGUUUUCAGGGGUCCUGAAAAUAAGCAAGUAAGACAGAU
This is a messenger RNA of Acanthopagrus latus (yellowfin seabream), 2524 nucleotides long. It is a transcript of the gene il1b, whose product is annotated as interleukin 1, beta. The transcript is spliced from 7 exons. Bases 203 to 1015 code for a protein of 270 amino acids. NCBI's taxonomy places the organism in Eukaryota, Metazoa, Chordata, Actinopteri, Spariformes, Sparidae. The record is from RefSeq and is a predicted model, not a curated record. Gene Ontology annotation, molecular function: cytokine activity. Gene Ontology annotation, biological process: cytokine-mediated signaling pathway; immune response; regulation of non-canonical NF-kappaB signal transduction.